Molecule: messenger RNA, 486 nt
Organism: Entrophospora sp. SA101
Lineage: Eukaryota; Fungi; Glomeromycota; Glomeromycetes; Entrophosporales; Entrophosporaceae
Source: the annotation of a GenBank genome assembly
AUGUCAAAGAAAUCAUCUAAAAAAGAAUUUAAUAAUGGUGUAUCUUGUAAUAAAUCAGAUUCUCAUAAUGAGUGUGCAUUAAAAUUUCGAUCUUCUCCUGCCAUCACACCUUCACUAUACUUUGCCGUUACUCAACAACAAGGUUGGGAAACUGGUGGUCUUCGAUCUGAACAACCUUCAAGAAACACUCAUCCAGACAUGGAGGAUGCUUACUAUGUCCCAUACAUGGCAAAUGAAAAAGUUCAUUAUCCCUCAGAUACUCCUUAUACUUUAUUUGUAUUAGCUGAUGGUCAUGGUGGAUCAAGCGCAUCGAGACAUUUUUGUAGAAUGGUGCCUGAGGCUAUUCAAGAUGUUUUGUGUUCUCAAGCUUCUUGGUCAUUCAGAGAACCUAGUGGUCAACAACUAUUUAGAGAAAAGGUGAAGGAAAUGUACAAAAGACUCGAUAAUGAAUAUUUGAGAACUUUAUUAAUACCACACUCAUUAUGA